AUGUUUUUAAGGCACCGACACAUCACUGCGACUGCGCUCUACUCCACACAAUGCACGCAUAAGUUACGUGUCGACGCCCCCACCCCCUCACAAAAUGUCAAGUACUCGGAUAAGCCAAACAAGGGGUCACCGCCAGCCAUAGGUACCUCCCGGAGCCCACCGGACGCCGCGCACAGUCCUCCUGUAAUGGAGGAUCAGCUGAAGACACCGCCCGACAAACCGAUGGACUGUUUCAUAGCCAUCGAGAAGCUGUCGCUGGACCAGACGUGCCGUAAAUACAACAUUGAUUACCAGUUACUGAAGAAGGACUACGACCUCUACGACGACAAACAGAUCCUGAAGAAUGAUAAGCAGAGUCUCAGGAAUAGCCAGAAGAAUGCCAGUCGACGGGCAGUGGAUGUCAGCGUCACACGCGAUGAUGACAUGUCCGGCCAGACGGUUGACGGACACGCUGACGAUGAUCUGGAGGACUACUACGAGAGCGAGCACUGGGAGGACCUGAACGACACGUCCGCUAAUUAUAUUCUACGUGAGAGGACCUCUAAACGCAAGAAAAGUAGCAAAAAGUUCGACAGUAAGGGCCGGCCCUCCAAGAAAGCCAAGACUAGCCCUAAUGCGACCAAAACUAGUGAUCCCCUCACGAGUCAACAGUUGGCGAUCAAUAGUAGUCAACGCAAACCCAAUGCUAAACAAACCAAAAACGGCACCAAUAAGUCGACCAAAAACGGUGGCAACGGAUUUGAAAAUGAAUUUUCAGUGUUUUGUUCUGCAAGUCAAACGGCAUCCCCACCCCUGUCCAGGAAUGGCAGUGCCGGUGCCUCCACCUCAACGCCUGUGCACCACAAGCCCAUGCGUUCCAAGCCUUACCACAGCUACAGUAGUCCCAAAACUAGUCUAAAUAAAGUGGUUAAGAAUAAGCAUAAAAGGCUGAAAAAGGAUCGCUUUCCCGAUGACCACAUCAUCAACUUCUUGGGCGAGCGAUUCCGGGCCAACGAUUUGCUGUACAAACACUGCAUGUGUGAGAACGACUGCGAGGCCGACGAGUUGUCGCUCGCCUUUUAUCUCAUGUGUAAUGUGCCGGACAAUGAACUGCCCCGACAUCUGGACAUUGCGGUCAACGGCGGCGACACUGAGCUGUUGAGCGAGUCGGACGAUCCCGACCUCACGGGACCCGAAAGUGAUCCUAAUUUAAGCAACUUUUUGCCCAAUGAAGAGGAUAUCUAUAAGCAAACAUUUGUCGACGACUUUAUUAAUAGUGGUGUCGAUGAGUUCCUCAAGAAAUCUUCGCUCAUACCGUCAGCAACGGUCACAUCAGCGGUCGGAGCGCCACUCAUAGACCCAUCGAUGCCCUCGACAUUAGAAAUCGACUUUUACUAUAUUUGCGAUGAUUUUAUGCCAGACGACUACUACUACUACUCCCAUUCAUGUAAUGAUAUGUUGGACACAAAUGUCGCGAGUCUUGAGCUAAUAUUUGUGAUUAUGCAAUUAUGCGUUUCCUUUGACUGGGAAUCGUGUUUACGAAUCGAUGAGAUGUUUGUUAUGUUUGUUAUGUUGUGUGAGAUAUGUUGGACACAAAUGUCGCGAGAGCUAAAGUCCCAAAAUAAAGGCACUCGUAUGCGACACAAGCUGCCGGCCCUGAACCCAAACCUAUCGAUAAACAUAAGCGACUCAAACAAUAAUAGUAUCGAGAAAUCCGCACAAAAAGUGAUGUCCAAUACGUCGGGCAGUGAGUCGUUGUCGUCGCCGGAAGAGGACGGGUAUGAAGAGGAUGAGUGCGACCACCAGUCGGCCCGCGACGACCCCAAGAGGGAUGAGUUGCGCAAACAGUUUUGCGAUGUCUUGAACUGGACGUCCCCAUCGGCUCUGUCCACGUGCUCCAUGAGCUCGUCGUCCGUGUGCUGCUCACCCGCGUCCACGCGUAUGUCCUCCCCGUCGCCCACGUGUAUGACCCCAACGGGCGGCCUCUGCAGUGGUAACGGACAGCACUCGCCCUCCACGUUGUCGUCCAUACGGGAGGCGGUGUCCCACUUGACC
Messenger RNA from Oppiella nova, 2034 nucleotides. The record is from the annotation of a GenBank genome assembly. NCBI's taxonomy places the organism in Eukaryota, Metazoa, Arthropoda, Arachnida, Sarcoptiformes, Oppiidae.